AUGUUACUACAGGCUUCUACGGAUGAUUGUCUACUCACUCAACCGUUCGCGGUAAGCCAAUCUGAUUUAGUUCGCGAGACCGAGAAGUACUAUCAUUCUAUCAGUUUCUGUGUCGGUCAAGGUUGGCGAAGUGAUAUCAAGCGUCGAUUUCGGGAAUUCUAUAAACUUCGUGAACAAAAUUUCUGUAGUGUCUUAUGUUACAAUGAUCGCAUUACGUACGCUAUCCUGAAUGACCUAGAUUUCGGUCAUCUUGUCAGUGAAAAGCUGAAGUCACUUGCCCGUCUCACUUGUUGCUGGCCUGGAUUGAAUCGUGUUGCAAAAUCCUGUGCUGAUUGUGUGCCCAGAACUCACAGACAACCCUCGAAAUGGACUCCGCGACCAGUAUCUUCCGAGUUCUGGAAACGAAUGUGUGGAUUACUGUGGUCCACUAUUCGACAAGUAUUACGCAUUGGUGAUCAUCGAUUCCUAUGA
Messenger RNA from Echinostoma caproni, 471 nucleotides. The record is from the annotation of a GenBank genome assembly. NCBI's taxonomy places the organism in Eukaryota, Metazoa, Platyhelminthes, Trematoda, Plagiorchiida, Echinostomatidae.